This is a messenger RNA of Magnusiomyces paraingens, 3195 nucleotides long. RefSeq lists its product as uncharacterized. The record is from RefSeq and is a predicted model, not a curated record. The coding region runs from base 1 to 3195 and encodes 1064 amino acids. Gene Ontology annotation, biological process: regulation of DNA-templated transcription; chromatin remodeling. The transcript has a single exon. NCBI's taxonomy places the organism in Eukaryota, Fungi, Ascomycota, Dipodascomycetes, Dipodascales, Dipodascaceae. Gene Ontology annotation, cellular component: nucleus; chromatin.
AUGUCUGUAAAGGAAAUUGAAAUUGCAACUCCAACAACUUCAGACCUUUCUCAUGAUGAAACUCCCGCAGACUCCACUGUUUCCCUGAAAAAACAACUCCCAGAAGAAAAAGACUCAAUGUCAGCUCAUAACCUUUCAACCCCAGUCGCGUCUCCACCACCGCCACAACAACAACAACAACAACAACAACCAGCCGAUGCUUCAUCAAAUAACUCUGUAACUACCGCUACAAAUACAAUUUCGUCACCACCCCCAUCAAAUUCUCAAGAUGUUGUCAUGGAGGAUGCUCCACAUGAUAAUAACGUUGACGUUGAUGAUGACGACGAUGACGAUGAUAACGAUGACCUUUUUAAUGAGCCUGAAACAGAAACGUUAAAACCUUUGUCAAAAACAGAAGAAGCAACACAACAACUGACGACUGAUGAAACUAUUCCAACAUCUACAGAAGCCAAAGAUACUACUACACAAAUAGCAGAUGAAAACGCGAAAACCUCUUCUAAUGACUCUAAUGACCUAAUUAAUAAUAAAACAACAAGUAAUGAUAAUGAUACCUCUGCUAAACCUGCUUCUUCACCCGAAAUUAAAUCAGAAGACGCGUCAAAAUCAACUUCUUCUUCUGGCUCCUCUACUUCUUCCUCAGCUUCCUCAACUUCUACUGCUCAAACUGAUUUAAACAACCCUACUGCUGUUCCAUCUUCUUCCCCAAAACGCGCCCAGACUUUGGAACACGAAGAUCCAGACCCAGUCCCAGCAAAGCGCCCACGUCUCGAUGACUAUGUCAAGAAUGAGGAUAUUAAACAUGUCGAAACAACAACACAAGUUACAGCAGACCCGCGUGACCCUCCUGAAGGUGCUCCUCGUCAGCUAGCAAAACACCAAGCAAAGUUUGCCCUAGCAUCUUUACGUGCUGUCAAGCGUCUCAAAGAUGCUGGCCCAUUUAUCGACCCUGUUGACGAUGUCAAACUCAAUAUCCCCACUUACUACACUGUUAUCAAACACCCGAUGGAUUUAUCAACUAUGGAGCGUAAGGUCACUGGUAGUCUCUAUACUGGCGUCUCGGAGUUCAUUUCUGACAUGAACCUUAUUGUCUCUAACUGUGUGCUUUUCAAUGGCCCCGAGUCUUUUAUUUCAAACAUGGCUCGUAACAUUAAGGCUUCCUUUGAUAAGCAUAUGAAUAAUAUGCCUCCAUAUGAACAACCUGCCCUAAACUCCAACUCAAGACCCAAAAAGAAGACGGGAGCUGGCGCUAAGAAUCAACGCGUCGCUGCCACAGCUCGGAAUUCAGCUUCACCAGCCCCUGCUGCCACAGCUACUACCACCACACCUUCUUUGACAUCUGCUGCUGCAAAUAAGGCAGCAUCAACACCAGCCAUUGCUUCUCCAGCUAAAUCAAAACUAUCAAAGGCUGCUGCCGCUGCCUCUGCUACAACUUCAAAUACUUCAUCUACUACUACUCUAUCUACUACUGUACCGGCUUCAACAAAGGUAACCACCAACCCUAACCCUUCAGUUUCUUCAAAGGGUCCACUGAAGAAGGUCAGUCCAGCUGCUGAAGCUAGCAAACCUUUUGCUCUACAACCCUCUGGCAUUCCUACAAUUCGCCGCGACUCAUCCGUAGAUGGCCGUCCGAAGCGUGAAAUCCAUCCUCCCAAAUCUAAAGACCUCCCUUAUGGCGAUUUUAAACCGAGAAAGAAAAAACACGCUGCUGAAUUACGGUUUUGUGGUGGCGUCUUAAAAGAACUUAUGAGCAAAAAGCACGAAACCUUUAACUUUCCCUUUUUGCAGCCUGUUGACCCUGUUGCUCUCAACUGCCCUUCGUACUUUAAAAUCAUUAAGCAUCCCAUGGACUUAUCGACCAUCCAGCAAAAAUUUAAUACAAACCAGUAUGAAACUGCUGAGCUUUUUGAGGAAGAUGUACGUCUCAUGUUUCGCAACUGUUAUAAGUUUAAUCCUGAGGGAUCCCCUGUUAAUCUUAUGGGUCACCGUCUCGAAGCUCUUUUUGAUCAAAAAUGGGUUGACCGACCUGUUCCUGCCCCCUCUCCACCUCCUAUUCCUGUCGAGUCUGAGUCUGAAGAAGAAUCUGACUUGUCUGAUAGUGAGCUUAUUCGUGAUGAUCCAGGUAUCAAAUACCUUGAAGCCCAACUCGAGCGUAUGAAGAAGGACUUGGAGAAAAUGAAACGUGAAGCAUUGCAAAAGGCUCGUGAAGCUCGUGAUGCACGCAAGCGAAGGAAGAAGAAAACAAAUGGUUCUGCCGGCGGCUCCAAACGUGGUGCCAAGGAAGGUGGUGGCGCUGGAACCACUCGUCGCAAGUCAGCUUCUGGUGCCGCUGGUCCAGGCCGACGUGCAAGCAAUGCCAACGGUGUUUCUGCUAGUGGUAGUACUGGACCAAAUGCAAGUGCCUCGUCACCAGCGGUUGCUGCUAAUGCGUCAAACGUGGCCACGGCUGCUGCCAAUAACGCACCUACAGCUUAUGUUACCUAUGAAAUGAAGGAAGAGCUUUCACGCAUGUGCCAGACUCUACCGGAAAAGAAGAUGCGUCACGUUUUGAAGCUUAUCCAGGAAGGAAUGCCCAAUCUUAAUACUGAUAACCAGGAAGAAGUAGAGCUCGAAAUUGACCAGCUUAACCCUGCCACUGUCCUUAAGCUUUACGAUUAUGUUGUCAAGGCCAAGCGUCCGCGGGCCAAUUCGACAACUAAGCGUGCUGCUAACAAUGCAUCUAACGUUCCAGCAGCUGGCACAGGUUCUCCUGGACCUUCUGGUUCUAAGCGCAAGGGUAAACCAAUUUCAGAGGCUGAGCAAACACGACAGAUUGAGGAGCUGCAAAAGAAGAUUGAGCAGUUUGACCGGGCCGAGGAACAAGCUGCUGCUGCGUCUCGGGAUGAUGAUUACGACGGGAUGAUGAUGAGUGAUAAUGACGUUGUAUAUGUAAAUGAUGACAGCCGAGGAGUUGGCGGCAACGCUGGUAAUGGUAUUGGUAGUAGUGGCAACGGAGUUGGAAGCACCAACAGUAGUGCAGGCAAUGGUGGCAGCGGAAGCAGCAGCAGUGGCGGCCAUGGCGGUGGCCACGAUUUGAUGGUGAGUGCAUCUGGUGCAGGCAUGGCUCUUGCUGGUGGCCGUGGACCUAGCAUGCGAGACUCUGAUGAUGAUGACGAUGACGAUGACGGCGGAUCUGAUUCGAGCUCUGAGGAGGAGUAA